Molecule: messenger RNA, 2694 nt
Organism: Cydia amplana
Lineage: Eukaryota; Metazoa; Arthropoda; Insecta; Lepidoptera; Tortricidae
Exons: 18
Coding region: 1-2694 (897 amino acids)
Source: RefSeq, a predicted model, not a curated record
AUGCCAGACCAAUACGACCCGAACACCCUCUGGGUCGCCCUCAACGAGCGGGGAGAAGGCGAUAUCUUCCACGUGUACCCCCGUCUCCUGGCGGAACUGCUGCUUCAGGAGGAGGCCGCGAGGCAGGAUGGAGACACCAGCGAGGCCGAGAGGCUGGUGCUGCCGAGCGACAAGGAGUGGCGGCUGCAGCAGUACUUCCUGUUGGUGGGGAUGCAGAAAGACCUGGAGCUGGAGAACGUAUUAGAUGAAUCGGAAAAGACCCCGAAGCCCCCCGAAGACCCCGUCGAUGAGUGGGCCCCGUGGCGCCUCGUGGUGUCGAUCAAGAACCCCCACGCCCCCCCUCCUGUCGCCGUGCGGUCCCCCCCUGACGGACACGCCUGGGACAUUGCUCAGGUCCUGAAGGCAGCCCACCUGCUCUCGAAACCCCCGAAGAAGGUAGACUUCGCUGACGAACAACAAAUGCGAUGCGUCUACUCUCUCAUCUACGACGUGUUUCGGUAUAAGUCCAUAUUAGAACAAGCUAUUCAAGACAUCGACUUUUUCGGCGACUUCCCAGAGUACGCCAACAAUCACCACACAGUCUGGCUAUUCCUCAUGGAGCUGACCCGCCGGCGCUGGGGCGCGAGGCCUAGAGGCGAGGCCGAGCGCGCGGCGAGGCUUUUGAAGGAGGCCGGCUCGCCCUACCAGGACAUUGAGAAUACGGUGUGGGAGCAACGAGUGCACUUUGCUGCCGCUAUAGCCAGGAUACGGAUUAAGAAUAGGGCUUUCUCACUAAGCCAGCUUCUGCCAGCACACCUGAAGGACGAACCUUUGGCGACGUGCGUGAAUAAGGAAUCUGUCACCGGAUGGGUCAAUACUUUUAAAGCCACGAAAGUAGCGAAUCUUGUGAUGAAGCUCCAUGAGCUGGGGUACUCGUACAGUGGAUCGCGACAGCUAUGCGCGGGAGAGUACAGAUUCGAUCGCGUAUGCCCAAGGUUUAUCACACUGCGCCCUCCAGCUGAUAAGACCAUCGGACAGCUGGACCUGGUCAAGGAUGGGAUCAUCGUGCUGCAGGAGCGUGAAUUCUGCGAAGGCGCCUCAACACUCUGCCGAGCGCUGCGCGCGAACAGUCUCCGCGGUGUAGUGGCUCAGACCCACGCAUCUUCACCCCGUUGUUCGGCGUAUUUAGCUGCUCAGCUGAGGGAGCUAGGGGCGGUGCUGAAGGCCAGUGCACCCACGGCGCCUGCUACCCCACAGCUUGGCAAACUCGUCGUGUUCGGUGCUGGAGACAAGGUGUCCAGUUACGUCGGCGCCCUCAGAGAGCUGGGCAUCGAGGCCUCCGAAGCCCCCCAAUCCGGCGCUCCAGUCUGCGUCAUCAGCGAAGCGGUGUACUGCGACACUCCAGUGGUGACCAGCGCUCUUGACGGCGUGGUGGCUGUGUUGGCUACGCCGCCUAAUUCCUACUCUGCUGUUACUGAUCCUAUUGACCUUGUGUGUGGAAGAGGAGGGGACUUGGCUAUGCUUGAGAUCCUUACGGAAUCCGAAAUGGACGCUAAAGGCAGAGACCGAGUUCAAUCUAUACUUGAGGAGCAGAAAAAAACCCUCAAGACACUGUUAUCAAAGCCUCAGAUUCAGUUGAUUCUGUACGAGACCCACUCGGCUCUCGAGGCCGAAAACCAAGCUCAAGUCACACGGGCCGUUGCCGAGGCCAACCGCCUCGCCCGCGAGAGACACGUGCUGCUCAAGAAGAAGCCUAGAGACCAUCACGUUUAUAGUUCCAAGAAAGAAGUGCCCGAGGUAGCGAGCAUGGCAUCGUCCUGCUCACUGGCGAUGUCGCACGUUGCCACUGACAGAGACCACUCUGUGGCCAGCCAUUCUCGACCGGCGUCUGCUUGUACUAACAGUUCCAGACCGCCCACCGCCAGCGUUCUCAAAAAGCAAACGGACCGGUCCGAGCCGGGCACGCGUCCGGGUACAACCAGCAAGGUCCGGCCCAUCCCGGAAACACCCGUGGCGAACGUACCGCGGGACCCUAACGAUGACAACCCGGAUGUUUAUGUGCCAAACUGUGAUUUGUUCGAAAUCCAGACGCUGCCGAACCUUGGGAACGGUUUAGACAUCAACUAUAUUUUAGACAGAGACGGAUGCUACCUGGGACUUAUUCAGAGGAAGGAGAUCACCCGGCUAGACGCGAAGUACAUGAUUCAAGUCGCGGAGGAGAGGGGGCUGUUCGGCGCGGCGACGCCGGCGCCGGCGCAGACGCGGCGCAAGAAGGCGGACACGAGUGCGCCGAAGCGGCGUCGUGGGAAGGCGGGGACUUUUGAGGUGGAAAGAAUCAACGCCCCGACGUACGCGUCGCUGUCGCGGUCGUCGCGGCGCGGCAGCGCGGCGCCGGGCGGCGCGGGGCCGGGCGCGGAGCCCGGGCCGCCGCGCGUGUGCUCGCGCCACGAGCGCCGCCAGGCCGCCGCCGGCUCCGCGCACUGCGCGUGCGACGCCGGACACAGGUUAUACCCGAGCUACCGCGACCGGCGCAUGUCGGCGGUCGCGGCGGACCCCCCCUCCCCGCCGUGCCGGCGCCCCUUCCCCCUCGUGGUGCACGACGUGCGCCUCACGCGCUGCUCCCAGGACACCCUCGCCCCGCCGCCGGCGCUCGACGCACCCGUUCGCUCUAUCCUCGCGCACGAGAAGACGUAUCGGAACGUGUUUGAUUAUUAG